Protopolystoma xenopodis is the source of this 240-nucleotide messenger RNA. The record is from the annotation of a GenBank genome assembly. Lineage: Eukaryota; Metazoa; Platyhelminthes; Monogenea; Polystomatidea; Polystomatidae.
AUGCCAGCGCUCCAAUACCUUGAGCAAAUAGAAGAGAAUAGUGUCGCAUACAGAGCAGGUCUACGUCCAGGCGAUUAUAUUUUAGAGGUUAACGGGACUAAUGUUGCAACUAUGUCUCAUGAGGGUGUUGUUGAUCUGAUUCGACAAUCUGGUGACAUGCUUGCCAUGAAAGUCCUCACGGUAGAACGCCAGAUCUUAUCGAAAGAGAAGAACAAAAAUCUGGAGUUUGGAAGUAAGUGA